This is a messenger RNA of Meloidogyne enterolobii, 297 nucleotides long. NCBI's taxonomy places the organism in Eukaryota, Metazoa, Nematoda, Chromadorea, Rhabditida, Meloidogynidae. The record is from the annotation of a GenBank genome assembly.
AUGUAUAUCAAGGAUGGGCCGGGCCACAUAUACCCCGACAAUCAGAACUUUUUUUUCGACCCUAAAUCCAAAAUAGGAUUCAAAGAAAAGUUUGAAACCGUUCGGCCCAUCUUACGGAUUUCUCUGUCUCUCUUAUCGCUCCCAUUCUCACUUUUGGUUUUCUCUCAUUUAUGUAUUCAAUUUCUAAGGGUGUUUAGUGACUUGGCGGAGAUAAAAAGGUGUCCCCAAUAUAUGAUUUUUUUCGGUUCCAAAAACGUCCCAAAAAUUUUUUCUAGUAAAAAAAAAUUCUUUUUUUAG